Molecule: messenger RNA, 702 nt
Organism: Parnassius mnemosyne (clouded apollo)
Lineage: Eukaryota; Metazoa; Arthropoda; Insecta; Lepidoptera; Papilionidae
Source: the annotation of a GenBank genome assembly
AUGAUGAAUGGAAAUCUUGUAAUUCAUAAUAUAUUUAGUGAAUUUCAAAAAAGUCUUGAUGAGGAACAGGAACUACGUGAGGUUAUCCGCAACAUUUGCAAAGAAGUCGAUUCUAUAUCUCGAAAGACAACAACUGUGCUUCAAGUUAUUCAUUAUAAUGAGGCGGGUAUUGCUCCUGCUUGUCUUCAGGCUAGAGAGUUGUUUGAAGAAGCCAAUGCUGGAUAUGCUAAACUAAAAGAUGCAGUACCCUCUACCAAAUAUUACAAAUAUCAAGAUCACUGGAAAUUUAUGACUCAGCGUUACUGUUACCUUAUUUCCUUAACCAUUUGGCUUGAGAAAGGGAUAAUGGCAACCCAUGAGACAGUGGCUGAAGUGCUUGUAAGCGCAGUAGAAGAGAAAGAAGGUUUCCAUCUAGACAUAGAGGACUACCUUGUGGGUCUUUUGAAUUUGUGCUCAGAGUUGUCACGGCUGGCGGUCAACUCAGUCACUCGAGGUGACUAUAACAGACCUCUCCAGAUAUCAAAGUUUGUUAUGGAACUGAAUGCUGGCUUCAGGUUACUUAACUUCAAAAACGAUCACUUGCGAAAGCGGUUCGACGCUCUCAAAUACGACGUGAAGAAAAUAGAAGAAGUUGUCUAUGAUCUCAGUAUCCGUGGUUUACUUCCUAAAACGGAGACUGAUGGCAUGGCCAUAGAGUCGUAG